AUGGUGGUGGUGGAAGACAGAGCAGACGAAGACGAGGACAGAGAGGGAGAAGAGAAGGCAAACCGACUCUUAGAGCAGAAGCAAGCAACGCAAGCAGGACUGCACAGACAGGGUCAUGGACUCAUAGCAGGAGAAAAGAAGAAGAAGAAGAAGAAGAAGAAGAAGAAGAAGAAGAAGAAGAAGAGGGAGUGGAAGAAGCAAGCAAGCAAGCAAGGUGAAGUUCAAGUAAGUCUCAACUGGUGGAGAAUCGCAUUACUUGCUUUGCUUUUAGGCGCUUCUUUUGCUUCUUUUUCCUCUUUCUCUGUAUCUCGUUUGGUCGUCUCUCUCUCUCUUACUCUCUUGUCUAUCAGUCUAUCUCUCGUUGCUGGUGUUGAUGCUGGUGCUGGUGCUGCUGCCAGUGUCUAUCAGUUGCUGGUCAGGGGGUUGGAGGAGUUCCCUUGCCUGUCUCUUCUGCUGCUGCUGCUGCUGCUGCUCUUCUGCUUCUUCCUCUCUGGCGCCUUUUUUUUCCUUUUCUUUGCUUUUUCGUCUCUUUUUUUUUUUUUUGCUUCUUCCACGGCGUAUCAUUCAUUCGAUACCCUUGGGAUCCGCCCGUCUGUCCGUACGUAA
Trichophyton benhamiae CBS 112371 is the source of this 606-nucleotide messenger RNA. RefSeq lists its product as uncharacterized. The record is from RefSeq and is a predicted model, not a curated record. The transcript is spliced from 4 exons. Bases 1 to 606 code for a protein of 201 amino acids. NCBI's taxonomy places the organism in Eukaryota, Fungi, Ascomycota, Eurotiomycetes, Onygenales, Arthrodermataceae.